GUCUUGCUGGAUACUUUGUAACACGGAAUAACCGGCUGAUACAUUGUGACAGCUCAGCGCGAAUCGGAGAUUUGCCUGCAGGGGGGGCAAUAACACGCAGGCUGUGAGUGGCCGGUCAUUAAGGAAUGGGAGAAGCCGGGUCCCUGCAGUGACCCCCCCGCCCCCCAGUGGAUACACUAUGGAUCAGGCUCUGAGUGAGUCCCACAGGGCCCCCCACGCUGCGAAUGACUGGGAUUUCCUGGAUAUAGACAUGGAGCAGGUCGACCUGCGAGCCCUGCCCACCGCCCUGAUCGGCUGUAACCUGGAGGCCAGCGUGUUCCAUGAUAGCCUGAGCCGGAGCAAAUUUGAAUCUCUGUUUAGAACAUUCGACAAAGAUGUCACCUUUCAGUAUUUUAAGAGCUUCAAGAGGGUUCGGAUCAACUUCACCAACCCACUAUCAGCUGCCCAGGCCCGGAUCCAGCUGCAUAAAACUGAAUUCCUUGGGAAGGAACUCAAGCUAUAUUUUGCUCAGACUCUGCACAUAGGAAACCCACAUCUGGCCCCACCUAAACCAGAGAAACAAUUUUUAAUAUCUCCUCCUUCCUCUCCACCAGUUGGUUGGAAACAGGCAGAAGAUGCAACCCCAGUUAUUAACUACGACCUUCUUUAUGCCAUCUCCAAACUUGGUCCAGGAGAGCAGUAUGAAUUGCAUGCUGCCACGGACACCACGCCAAGCGUCGUAGUCCACGUCUGCGAGAGUGAUCCUGAAAAUGAGCUGGAAGUAGUGGAAGAUGAAGACGGCACAUGUAAACCAAAAAUCAUCCAGACCAGAAGACCCGAGUACAUGCCUAUCCAUCUGAGCUGAAGCAGAGUCCGAGAUGCAUGUUGUGGUUAGACGUACCAUAUUUCAUGAAAUCUUUUACUGCCCAAGAGGCAGUCACCGUUUAGACCGGCAGUGGCUGAAUUGAAACGUGAGUCGGCAGAACCAAAUCAGGACGUUUCCUGUUAACUUUUUUAUGCCGAUCGCUGUUCUACUGGCCUUUGUUCAAAACUCCCAUUGAGAUGAUGUUGAUGACAACCAAGAUGGGAAGUUGGAUCGAGAAUACUUGGAAAGCCUUUGUUAUUUCUCAUUGACUUUUUAUGAAACAACCGUUUUGAUACAGUGGAAUGUAGAGGGCUCUUUGUUUGUUAUUCAUUGUGUGAAGACAUGCGUGUCUAUGUUAUAUAAACACACCUUUGUACAUAGUUGCAGAUAUAUGUCUAACAUGGGACAGGCAUCUCAACACCUUAGCAGUUGGAGUCUUUCGGAGUCUUUUUAUUGUAUAAUCCAACUAAAUGCUGGGGAAAACAUUACAUUUGUUUUUGCUAUUUGUAUGUGAAGUAAGUUAGUAACUUUUCCCUGUUUUUUUUUUUUUUUUGGUUAUUUCUUUUUCUAGUUAUGCUACAAAUGUUUAAAAAAGCAUAAAUAAUACUACAAGUGUUUGUUUAGCUUCUGCAAAUCAUCAAUCUGGACAAAAUGAUACAUGGAUUGAAAAUGUCCAUCUGUCACAGGCAAAAUCAUUGAUUGUUGUAACGACAUUUUGGUAUUUAGCCUGCGUAAGUUUAAAUUAUAUUUUUUUGUGCACCCUUUACUGCAGCCGACAAGUAUUUGCCAAGUGCUUCUUCUUGUUAAAGGCCAAGGGUUGUUUAAAACCUAUUAUCUUUAAAUGCAUACAUUAAUAUGCCUCCAUAUUUGGUAAGUGGACCUAUAUUACUUUAGGCUAGCUUCUAUGCAUACCAUGUCGCUGUGAUUUUUCUAAAACGUUCCUUUAUGGAGUAUAACUGUAACGGCCACUUCCAUUCUGUAAUUUUAGCUGUGAUUAGUGAUAAGUAACCUCUGGCACUCGUCAAGCUGUGGAUGGUCAAAACCUUGGGUGGGUCCUCAACAAACAUACACUGUAGUGUUGUAUUACUUUAUAUUGCGAUUUUUAUUUCGAAAUGUUAAUGUGCAGUUUGGUCACAAUAUGUUUGUACAUUAUAUUUUACACUGCUCACCUCUCUGAACACGUAGCCAUAAGAAACCGUAGCUAAUGUGGAUUAGAUACAAAGCUGUUAUAGUGGAGUGAAGAAUAGAUUAGGAAGAGAUGUACAUUUGGGAAUAGGUGAACAUUCUUCUGCAUUCAAAUAAAUGUCCAGCCAUUUACGUGAAUGGAUAAGACCAACA
Pelobates fuscus (common spadefoot toad) is the source of this 2182-nucleotide messenger RNA. It is a transcript of the gene RCAN1, whose product is annotated as regulator of calcineurin 1. The transcript is spliced from 4 exons. Gene Ontology annotation, biological process: calcium-mediated signaling. Gene Ontology annotation, molecular function: calcium-dependent protein serine/threonine phosphatase regulator activity; nucleic acid binding. The record is from RefSeq and is a predicted model, not a curated record. Gene Ontology annotation, cellular component: nucleus; cytoplasm. Lineage: Eukaryota; Metazoa; Chordata; Amphibia; Anura; Pelobatidae. The coding region runs from base 179 to 844 and encodes 221 amino acids.